AAUUGAGAUUUAAAAGGAAAACCAUGUUCGGAGUAUAGGAUUAAAUUAUGACUCAAACUAUAUACAAUGUAAUUCAAUAUUAAAAAUGAAAUUACAGAUAUCACCCUUACAACUUUAAUAGAUUAAAUAAGUGGCAUUCACUACAUAAUUUGAUAUAUAACCCAAAAUAUAAAUUUUGAACAAUCUACCACAAAAAUUUAAAUUUCAAACAAUCUACCUCAAAAAUUUAGAGCAUUUAAUUUCGAAAUGAGACUUGAUUACCAUUGACUUGAACAUAAAAAAAAAAAAUAAAAAAAAAAUAAAAAAAAAAAAAUAAAAAAAAUCAAAUACGGAGUACUACAACAUUUAAACUGAAACCAAAUAACCCGAUUACCACCUCAACGUAAUACAGAAAGUACAAUAUUCACAAAUUUAAAAAUAGGCCUGCAAUUUGAUUGUCUGCACUGCUUUUAUUCACAUUCUCUCUCUUUAUAGUGGAGACUUUGUCAGUUGUCACCAACUCUUUCUGUCUCUCAUGUCCAAAUAAUACAUCUUCUUUCCUUCUUCCACCAUUUCAGCUCCCACAAAAAAAGUCGAUUUUUCGGCAAUUUUCGCUAAAUUUCCACUCUCAAUUUCCUUAAUUACCUCAACUUUUACCCCUACAUUUGAUUUCUUCCCUAAUUUCGAUUCUUCAUUUCUUAAUUUUCUUCAAUUAACCCUAAAUCGCCUCCAAUUUCCGAAGAAAUCGCGAAUUUAGGGUUGGGUGAUUGAUUUUACUACUUCUCAUGUUUAAUUCUCUACCAAAUUCUCCCAAAUCGCCUGUGCAUUUCACAUCAAAAACCCCAUUUCCUUACUCAAUUUCUCAUAUUUUUCUUCCUUCCGAUGUUUUCUUCAUAUUAUACUUCAAUUGCUCUCGUUUUCGCCUAAAAUUUUAUGAUCCCUCUAAUUUCAAUUGAAAAUUAAUCGUGUUGUUGAAUUGUAAUUUUGUUUCCUGAUUUAGAAAUGGCGGUAUCAAUUGACGAGUUACCCUCUCAUAUUGUGUUAGAGAUUUUAACUUCAGGAAGGUUAAGUGCUGCUGAUCUUGUUUGUUUGGAAUUGGCUUCUUCCAUUUUUGGAGGGAGUCAAGGGUUAUACCCUUUGAAAUUUCGCUCUUUAGCUGAUUUAGCGGCGUUUCAGCUAUGCGUUUCGCACUCAGUUUACGCCCCCAUGAGUUUCGAAACUCGAAAGGAGCUCUUUGAUCGGUGUGGUGGGAAUUGGAAGAGGGUUUUGAGGUUCUUGCAGUCUGUUGAACAAGCUUCUGAUAUUGUUAAGACUUCAGCUGGCAAUAUGCAGAUAAAGGCGGGGAGAUAUCACACUUUGCUUGUCAGCAAUUCAUCAGUUUACUCUUGUGGUUCCAGCUUGUGUGGAGUUCUUGGUCAGGGUUCAGAAAUGACGCAAUGCGGGUCAUUUAGUCGGAUAAGUUUUCCGCCUUCUUCGCCUGUAGUCCAAGUUUCAGCUUCACACAAUCAUGCUGCUUUUGUUACAUUGUCUGGAGAGGUCUUCACAUGUGGAGACAAUUCCUCAUUUUGUUGUGGGCAUAAAGACACAGGUCGACCCAUUUUCCGGCCUCGGUUGGUUGAAGCUCUGAAAGGCAUUUCUUGUAAGCAAGUUGCUGCAGGGCUUAGUUUUACUAUGUUUCUCACUAGAGAAGGCCAUGUCUACACAUGUGGAACAAACACGCAUGGGCAGCUUGGUCAUGGUGACACAAUGGAUAGACCUAUGCCAAAACUUGUUGAACUUCUUGAGAGUGUUGGCUCUAUAGUUCAAAUUUCAGCUGGUCCCAGCUACUCCAUAGCUGUGGCUCAUGAUGGGACAGUGUACUCAUUUGGUUCAGGUACUAAUUUCUGUUUAGGCCAUGGGGAACAGCGAAAUGAACACCAGCCCCGGGCUAUCUUGUCAUUUAGAAGAAAAGGUAUUCAUGUAGUUCGUGUCUCAGCCGGUGAUGAGCAUGUAGUGGCCCUUGAUUCUUGUGGAUAUGUGUAUACUUGGGGCAAAGGUUAUUGUGGUGCGUUGGGUCAUGGAGAUGAGAUUGAAAAGACAACUCCAGGAAUUGUAAGCAGCCUGAAGAAUCAUCUUGCUGUGCAGGUUUGUGCUAGUAAGAGGAAAACUUAUGUUCUAGUGGACACGGGCUCUGUUUAUGCCUUUGGGUGGAUGGCCUUUGGUAGCCUUGGAUUUACAGAUAGGGGAGCAUCUGAUAAGGUCACUAGGCCACGUAUCCUUGAUAGCUUGAGAGGUCACUAUAUUUCUCAGAUAUGUACUGGCCUAUAUCACACAGUCGUCAUCACAAACAGGGGCCAAAUUUUUGGCUUUGGGGAUAAUGAAAGAGCUCAACUUGGACUCGACUCCUUGAGAGGCUGCCUUGAACCAACAGAAAUAUUUGUUGAUGAGAUGAUGGAUAAUGCUGUUGCCGACAAAGCAAAUGUCUGAAUUGGUUUGGAAGGACUGAAGUGCUUGAUGAUUGCCAUGCAAAGUGCUUUCUUGUUAGCUGAGGUCCUGAGGAUGAAUCAUUGGUAAAAGUUAUGUCAUGGUUUGGUGGAUAUUGAUUGGUGGCAGUUUUAUUAGAAAUGGUUGUAGCUGAGAGAUGUAUUGUUUGAACCGUACAAGUGUUCUGUCUUUCCAGAACGGUAUUCCUCUUUAAUGUGCAGGAUUUUGACAAAUUAUUAGAUGAAUAGAUUGAAGAAGAUAAAAGAUCUUUGUUUUCCAAAAAACUAAAAAUGUAUGUUAGCAAAGGAAAUAAUACGGGACCUGUAACCUCUCCGACUCAUUCAAUGUAAGUGAAUAGAGUAAGGCCUCGUUCACUUCACCUUAA
Molecule: messenger RNA, 2827 nt
Organism: Chenopodium quinoa (quinoa)
Lineage: Eukaryota; Viridiplantae; Streptophyta; Magnoliopsida; Caryophyllales; Amaranthaceae
Product: probable E3 ubiquitin-protein ligase HERC3
Exons: 6
Coding region: 982-2445 (487 amino acids)
Source: RefSeq, a predicted model, not a curated record